AUCCUUGAUAUAUCAUUUAAUGCUCUUUUGUCAUGCCACAAGUAAAAGGUGCAUGGCACUCUGAGCAGGGCAGUUAUCCCAGUGUGAAAUCAAGCAGAUAAGAUCAGCCAUCUGUUGCCUCCAUUUGAUGUUCAUCACAGCAUCAUUUAUUUAAAGAGUUCAUUAGCUCCAUUAGCAACCAAGCAUAGUCUUUGUCCUCUCUCUAAUAAAGGGGAGUGCUUCACUCUGCUCCAAAGACUUUUUGGCUUCAAUUCUCACUACACCAUCAUUUAUUACUAUCUACACCUGAAUAGCAUUCAUAACACAACACUUUUUCUCGGUCUAUCCAUUCCCUGGAGCAGCCAUUUUGAUGACUUUUAACAUGACGACAGUUCCGUCGCUGACACUUUCAGACUGGGAGCUGUUGGAAUGUAACCGCACAGAGGCUUGGGAUUGGGUCUAUUCCAUACAACCGGCCUACAUGUCUAUCAUCUGUGUGCUGGGUGCAUUUGGCAACGCCUUUGUCCUUGCUGUGUUCUGCAUUCAGAAAGGCCACGGCUCUGUGGCGGACAUCUAUCUGGGAAACCUUGCUGCUGCUGAUCUCCUCAUGGUGUGCUGCCUUCCCUUCUGGGUCAUCACUAUAAUUCACAAGUUUAACUGGUACUUUGGACAGCCCAUGUGCCAAGUGGUCAGCCUCAUAAUUGGUAUGAACUACUACUGCAGCGUGCUGUUUCUCACACUCGUCAGUCUGGACCGGUACCUAGUUCUGACAAGACCCAUGUCUGUGGGGAGAAGGAAAGGCACCAGCCAUGCCAAGGCUAUCUGUGUGGCUAUUUGGCUUGCAGGCUUUUUGCUCAGUCUACCAGCCUUGUUGUUUCGCUCAGUGCAGUUUUUCCCUGACCUUGAGACAGAGGCAUGCUACAUGGCUUACCCUCAUGACGGGUGGAGGCUGCGUUACAACUUGACAGUCAAUGUGUUGGGUUUCCUGGUUCCUGUACCCCUUAUUUCUUACUGCAGUUACCAUAUCAUUACAAUUCUGAGUUACAAAGAGGUGAGGAGGUGUUCGGCUGUAAAAACAGAGAGGAAGGCUACAGUCUUGGUGCUUGUUGUCCUGUCAGUUUUUAUUCUCUGCUGGCUGCCUUUUCAAAUUUUCAUGUUCCUGGACACACUUUAUUAUUUUAAUGUUAUCUCUGGUUGUCUGUGGAUACAUGGUCUGGACAUAGGUAUACAGCUCUCUACUUACCUUGGUUAUAGCAACAGCUCGCUCAACCCUUUUCUCUAUGUGAUAGUAGGAAAACACUUCAGGCAAAAGGUUAAAGGAGUAUUUGUACAGAUUCUGAACUGGGGGGGCUGGAGAGUCUCUCCAGCUCACAAAAUCAACUCCAGUGUAAGAUAUACAGAGUGCACAAGAGUGUAAUCUGAAGUUCAUACAUGAGAUGCAUCUACAGUGACCCCUACUGUUAUGUGAAUGUUAGAUAGUUGACAGACUAACUGAGCUGCUCUUUGAUUAAUGUUUGUGCAUCUACCACUGUUAGGUUAAUUACGCUUUGUAAAUACAGGCACAAUUUGUUUGAUUUAUGUCUGUUCUGUGUCGCAAUCUUUAUCCAAAAUAUAGUUUUCUUUUUUCAAAUUUGGCACCACUGUAUUAUUAUCUUGCAUUACCAUUACAGCUGUCAAGCUUAUGCUCUUUUUAGAUUUUUUCUCCCAGGAAAAGAUAUGCUGUUAUAAAUGACUGUAAUGUAUAUUCAGUUAACCUUCUUAUUGCUGAGAUGUCAAUAAAACUUUUCAAAAAUG
Messenger RNA from Ictalurus punctatus (channel catfish), 1773 nucleotides. Its product is annotated as B2 bradykinin receptor. Gene Ontology annotation, biological process: smooth muscle contraction; vasoconstriction; G protein-coupled receptor signaling pathway. Gene Ontology annotation, cellular component: membrane. Lineage: Eukaryota; Metazoa; Chordata; Actinopteri; Siluriformes; Ictaluridae. The transcript has a single exon. The record is from RefSeq and is a predicted model, not a curated record. The coding region runs from base 350 to 1396 and encodes 348 amino acids. Gene Ontology annotation, molecular function: bradykinin receptor activity.